AUGACUGUCAAAAAUCGCAAAAGAAUCAAGGCCCGGGACAACUCUCCCACACCUGAACCAAGUCAUCAAACCCCUUUGAGUAAUGGCAAGCAUUCAGCCACAAAAAAUAAGCACAACAAUGGAUUGCACCACAGCCGAAGUUCCAAAUCUUCAAAACAUGAGACUAGUGACAGGAAAAAAAAAACCUGGAAGGAAUCGCGACGCAUUGUGUUCUCACUAGGUGCGAUCCUGGGACUGGCAAUUGCGGUUUACGCAGGAGCAAUUGGCAGCAAGUCUAACGCAGCGUUAUUCGAAAAUUUCGUCAGCUUCGAGUCGUUCCAGGAAUACGUUGACGACUGGAAAGACGUGCUGCCUCAAACGUUCACGUCCAUGAUUUCGGACUUCCAACAGCGCAGCUCACAUUCGACAACACACAAGGAUCUCACUGAAAGCUUUGCCGUUGGCAAACAAUUGCAUCAAGAUCUACAUCUUCGCGAUAAGCAUCCUGUAAUUAUGGUCCCGGGAGUCAUCUCGACAGGUAUAGAAAGUUGGGGGCUUUAUGGGGACGAUGAGUGUCCCUCGGAACCCCACUUCCGCAAACGGCUUUGGGGUUCAUUUUAUAUGCUCAAGACAAUGGUUCUUGACAAGGUAUGCUGGCUGAAGCACGUCAUGUUGGACCCAGAGACCGGGCUGGAUCCCGCUAAUUUCACCAUGCGUGCAGCACAGGGGUUCGAAGCCUCCGAUUUCUUUGUGGCAGGUUACUGGAUUUGGAACAAAGUCCUGCAAAACUUGGGCGCAAUCGGCUACGAGCCUAACAAGAUGGCCACUGCUGCAUAUGACUGGCGUUUAGCGUACUUGGACCUUGAACGUCGAGAUAGCUAUUUUUCUAAGCUUAAACAAAAAGUCGAAUUGGAUUACAAACUGACUGGCGAGAAAGCGGUUCUGGUGGGCCAUUCGAUGGGUUCACAGAUUAUCUUUUAUUUUUUGAAGUGGGUCGAGGCAGAAGGUCCACUGUAUGGGAAUGGUGGGCCCGGUUGGGUGGAAAAAUACAUCGAUUCUUUUGUCAAUGUAGCAGGUACGUUGUUGGGUGUCCCCAAAGCCGUCCCGGCCUUGAUAAGUGGAGAAAUGAAAGACACGAUUCAACUCAAUGCUCUGGCCAUGUACGGUCUUGAAAAGUUUUUCAGCAGAAAGGAAAGACUUGAUAUGAUUCGGACCUGGGGCGGUGUGCCGUCGAUGUUGCCCAAAGGAGGAUCUCUGAUUUGGGGUGAUCACCAAUUAUCGGUGGAAGAUUCAUCUUUCAACGCGACUAGGUCGUUCGGAAGCUUCAUCAAAUUUGAGAAAAAAAACGAAAACCCUUUCCACCAAAACGGGUUCACCAUGAGCGAAGCAAUUGAUCUUUUGGCAGAUAUAUCUCCUUCAUGGCUUCGCAAACGUAUGGCCGAUCAGUAUUCAUUUGGGUACGCCAAGAGUGAAGAUGAAAUGCAAGAAAACGAGCGUCAUCAUUCACACUGGAGCAAUCCGUUAGAAGUUCCAUUACCGAAUGCUCCGAAUCUUAAUAUUUACUGCAUUUACGGUGUUGGAAACCCGACUGAGCGUGCUUAUGUCUACAAGCAAGAUCACGAGAGUUCGGAGCUUAACUUCACCAUAGAUUACGAAUAUCACCAACCCGUGGUGUUAACGGAUGGCGAUGGUACGGUUCCCCUUGUAACACACGCAAUGUGUCAGAAAUGGGCCCAGGGCGAGAGCCCGUACAAUCCUGGAAACUCUACGGUAAAAGUGAUCGAAAUCAAGCACCAACCUGAUCGGUUCGACAUAAGAGGUGGGGCCAAAAGCGCAGAACACGUUGAUAUUCUGGGGAGUGCAGAAUUGAACGAGUAUAUUCUGAAGAUUGCCGGUGGCAUCGGAAACACAAUAGAGCCCCGUUCGAUUUCCAACAUGACUCAGUGGGUAAAUGAAAUGCCGUUUCCCAUGUAA
This is a messenger RNA of Lachancea lanzarotensis, 1953 nucleotides long. It is a transcript of the gene LRO1, whose product is annotated as LALA0S02e08020g1_1. Gene Ontology annotation, molecular function: phospholipid:diacylglycerol acyltransferase activity. The record is from RefSeq and is a predicted model, not a curated record. The transcript has a single exon. Lineage: Eukaryota; Fungi; Ascomycota; Saccharomycetes; Saccharomycetales; Saccharomycetaceae. The coding region runs from base 1 to 1953 and encodes 650 amino acids. Gene Ontology annotation, biological process: lipid storage; triglyceride biosynthetic process. Gene Ontology annotation, cellular component: perinuclear endoplasmic reticulum; cytoplasm.